Messenger RNA from Chaetomium fimeti, 1456 nucleotides. RefSeq names its product autophagocytosis associated protein. The coding region runs from base 225 to 1250 and encodes 341 amino acids. Gene Ontology annotation, biological process: autophagy of mitochondrion; autophagosome assembly; nucleophagy. The record is from RefSeq and is a predicted model, not a curated record. Gene Ontology annotation, molecular function: Atg8-family ligase activity. NCBI's taxonomy places the organism in Eukaryota, Fungi, Ascomycota, Sordariomycetes, Sordariales, Chaetomiaceae. The transcript has 3 exons. Gene Ontology annotation, cellular component: cytosol; phagophore assembly site.
AUGACCCGGCGUUUCCAACCGUCAGUUUACAUCGCGUCAUCCUAACAUCGACCCUCGGACUUUUUGUUCCCUCGUUCCCUUCUCCUUUCAUCAACUCCGCCGAGUUUUCGCAAACGAAGAAAUUACUCGCUGCGAGCCAUUUCCAACUUCUUGAACCCGAUAACCUCCUUGACCCACCCCCGCACUCGCCGUGCCCGUCUCCGAGGGGCACCACACCUACAACCAUGAACAUCAUUUACUCAACAGUAAAUAGCCUGCGCGACAGGUACACCCCCGCGAGCCAUACCUCAACGUUCCGCAACACGGGGGAGAUCACACCCGAGGAGUUCGUCGCUGCGGGCGACUACUUGGUCUUCAAGUUCCCGUCGUGGACCUGGGCCGACGCCGAAACACCGAGCAAGCGCAUUAGCCAUCUCCCGCCGGAGAAGCAGUACCUAGUGACGCGCAACGUCCCGUGCCACCGCCGCCUGAACGACGAUUUCGCUGGCGAUGCGGGCCACGAAGAAGCCGUGGUAGAGGGCGGCAAGAACAGCGAUGACGAUGGCUGGCUGCGGACCGGCGGCCUGACCAGUUCCCAGCCGCUCAAGGCGAGGGAUGUGCGGACGGUAGACGACGCUGGGAACGUCGGCGACCGCGAGGACGACGAAGACGACAUCCCGGAUAUGGAGGACGAGGAGGACGAUGAGGCCAUCAUCCAUGAUGAUGGGAAUAGCAAGCACAGCGGGAGCCGAACCUACUCGUUGUACAUUACCUACUCGCCGUGGUACAAGACCCCUCGGAUGUACAUGUUGGGGUAUCAACCCAACGGCUCAGCCCUCGCUCCGCACCUUAUGAUGGAGGACAUCGUUGGCGACUACAAGGACAAGACGGUCACCCUGGAAGACUUCCCGUUUUUUGCCACCACCGUCAAAAUGGCGAGCAUACAUCCCUGCAAGCAUGCGCCUGUCAUGAAGACCCUUCUCGACCGGGCUGACGCGGCGCUCAAGCUGCGGAAGGAGAGGCAGAAGGCUGGCCAGGCAGCAGGCAGCACUCAGGGCCUGGAGGGGCUGGAGGCCCAGGUUGGCAAGCUCAGCGUCAGCCCGAACGCUGCGGAUGCCCCUAUCGACGCCAACGAUGAGUGGGAAGAGGUACAACAUGACGUUGCCGACCAGGAUGUGGCCAUCCGUGUAGACCAAUACCUGGUAGUGUUCUUGAAGUUCAUUGCCAGUGUUACACCCGGUAUCGAGCAUGACUUCACCAUGGGCGUGUGAUAUCCCGGUCUGGUCUUUGACGGUUUCCUUGUGUCGGUAUGGCGUUUUUGGGUUGGAUGCGGCUCGUUCAGGUAUAGAUGGCGAUGGGGCAGAUAUGGACAGAUGGAGUACCAGGCGCAUAGCAGUAAGCAGGUAGGCGGCAAGCAGCAUGAUGGCAACACAAAUCAAACAGAACAGAUUGGUCAUGACUAGACCUGUAUUCAUUA